Molecule: messenger RNA, 2758 nt
Organism: Styela clava
Lineage: Eukaryota; Metazoa; Chordata; Ascidiacea; Stolidobranchia; Styelidae
Product: heat shock cognate 71 kDa protein
Molecular function (GO): ATP binding; ATP-dependent protein folding chaperone
Source: RefSeq, a predicted model, not a curated record
UGUGAUUUUUUUUAUCUUUAUUAUACUCGCACAUAUCCGGCAAAACCACGCGUUCAGGCUGUCUCACUCUCUUCGGAAAUUUCUUGGCGAGCGGUUCGGUAGCUGAAUUUCGGCAAAUCUAAAUUUUUAACAUAAAUCAGCGUAAAGGACCAAAAUAAAUUAUGUCUACUGCUACUAAAGCUAAAGUCAAUGCAAUUGGAAUUGAUUUGGGAACGACCUACUCUUGUGUUGGAGUCUUUCAGCAUGGGAAAGUUGAAAUUAUUGCGAACGACCAAGGAAAUCGUACGACCCCUUCGUAUGUUGGCUUCACCGAUACUGAACGUUUGAUCGGAGAUGCCGCUAAAAACCAGGUGGCGAUGAACCCAAGCAAUACCGUCUUUGAUGCCAAGCGUCUCAUCGGUCGUAAGUUUGAGGAUACAGCUGUCCAGAGCGACAUGAAACAUUGGCCUUUCGAUGUCAUUUCUGAUGGUGGAAAACCCAAGGUUAAGGUUGAGUACAAAGGAGAACAGAAAACCUUCUUCCCCGAAGAGAUCAGCUCUAUGGUUUUGACCAAGAUGAAGGAGACUGCGGAAUCUUACCUUGGAUGUAAGAUCGACAACGCUGUCAUUACUGUUCCUGCUUACUUCAACGACUCGCAGAGACAGGCGACCAAGGACGCUGGUACGAUUGCUGGCUUGAACGUUCUUCGUAUCAUCAACGAACCGACUGCAGCGGCCAUCGCUUACGGUUUGGAUAAAAAGGUGGGAACAGAGCGCAAUGUCCUUAUCUUCGAUCUUGGUGGCGGAACCUUUGAUGUCAGUGUCCUGGUGAUCGAAGACGGGAUUUUUGAAGUGAAGUCGACCGCUGGAGACACCCAUCUCGGAGGCGAAGAUUUUGACAACAGGAUGGUGAACCAUUUCACCCAGGAGUUCAAACGCAAACAUAAGAAGGAUUUGAGCCAGAACAAACGUGCUGUGCGUCGUUUAAGAACGGCUUGUGAGCGGGCAAAGAGAACUCUGUCAUCUUCCACUCAGGCCAGCAUUGAGAUCGACUCUCUCUUCGAGGGCAUUGAUUUCUACACUUCCAUCACUCGUGCUCGAUUCGAGGAGCAGAACUCUGAUCUUUUCCGCGGAACCCUGGAACCGGUCGAGAAGUCGUUGAGAGAUGCAAAGAUGGAUAAAGCCAAGAUCCACGACAUCGUCUUGGUUGGAGGAUCGACUCGAAUUCCAAAGAUCCAAAAACUUCUGCAAGAUUUCUUCAACAGCAAGGAGUUGAACAAGAGCAUCAACCCUGAUGAAGCCGUAGCCUAUGGUGCCGCAGUACAGGCUGCCAUUCUCUCAGGAGACAAAUCUGAGGAGGUGCAAGAUCUUCUGCUCCUCGAUGUGGCUCCGUUGUCCCUUGGUAUCGAGACCGCUGGAGGCGUCAUGACUGCUCUAAUCAAGCGUAACACGACUAUUCCGACCAAACAACAACAGACUUUCACAACCUACUCAGACAAUCAGCCUGGUGUGCUCAUCCAGGUCUAUGAAGGAGAGAGAGCCAUGACCAAAGACAACAACAUUCUUGGAAAAUUUGAGUUGACUGGCAUCCCUCCUGCUCCGAGGGGAGUUCCCCAGAUUGAGGUCUGCUUUGACAUUGAUGCCAAUGGAAUCUUGAAUGUGUCGGCUUCUGACAAGAGCACUGGACGUGAGAAUAAGAUCACAAUCACCAAUGAUAAGGGCAGACUCAGCAAGGAAGAUAUUGAGAGAAUGGUUGCCGAAGCUGACAAGUACAAGGAAGAAGAUGAAAAACAAAAGGAGCGAAUUUCCGCAAAGAAUGCUUUGGAGUCGUACUCGUACAACAUCAAACAAACAGUGGAAGAUGAAAAAUUAAAGGACAAGAUUUCUGACGACGACAAGAAACAGAUUCUCGACAAAUGCAAGGAGACGAUUGAUUGGUUGGAUCAUAACCAGACUGCAGAGAAGGAUGAGUUCGAGCAUCAGCAGAAGGAAUUGGAAUCUGUUUGCAACCCCAUUAUGACCAAACUAUACCAAUCAGCUGGUGGUGCGGAAGGAAUGCCAGGCGGUAUGCCCGGAGGAAUGCCUGGUGGUAUGCCAGGUGGAUUCCCUGGUGCAGGAGGUGCCCCACCACAAGACAGCAGCGCUGGAGGACCAACCAUUGAAGAAGUCGAUUAAAUAUUUACUCAUCACAGACUAGAAUAACUUUAUUGUAAAAAAGUGAAUCUGAAGCUGAUUUUGUAAAAUUUGUUCAACAAUUAUUUUCUCUGCCAUAUAGUCAACGCUCGCCUGAAGAAUUUGUUAUGAUGUAAAUGCUGUUUCAUUCCCUUUGCUGAAUUUUUGAGGAAAAGUAAAGAAUCUUUCAUUUUCUAGCCAAAUUUUUACCGAUUCAUAUUCUGGUGGGGCUUAUAAACAAAGUCUAAACGAUUCCCAGAUUUUGUCAAAUUUGUUUGAAUGACAUUACUGCAGAAUUCUUUUGAGUCGAUCUUGAAGGUGAUUUCUACUUGACAAAUCAAAAAAACCCUCUCACCAUUUUCUUGUCAAAAAUCAAAAGUAAUUUAUGUAAUGGCCAGCUGUGAUAUUGAAACUUCAUGUUAAUAUUUGUUCCAUUGCAUUUUAAAUCCUAAAAACAAAGUUUUUGUUUCCCCAUCUGGGAGUGCAAAGAAUUGUGUUCCAGGUUGACCCGUCAUUCAAAACCGUCAUAAAAUUGUUCCAUAAGUUGUUUCUGCCUUCGAAAUGUCGCAGAUGUUUCGAAUGUUCCUCAAUAAAAAUGAUUCGUUGUA